Molecule: messenger RNA, 2648 nt
Organism: Scatophagus argus
Lineage: Eukaryota; Metazoa; Chordata; Actinopteri; Scatophagidae
Gene: trim69
Product: tripartite motif containing 69
Exons: 6
Coding region: 268-1923 (551 amino acids)
Molecular function (GO): protein binding; zinc ion binding
Source: RefSeq, a predicted model, not a curated record
CAUGCCAAGGAUUGAAUAUCCAUGGUCCGCCUCCAUUUCCUGACUAAGAAGUGUCGUCAGUCUGGAGGGAAAAGGGAGGCCCAUUGAGAUCCCUUCUAUCUGCUGAGGAUGUGGGAGGCUGAGGCUGCUUCUGCACCACCCCCUUCAUUUCCCCACAAUCAACAGGAAGACUGGAGGCCAAAGAGAGCAGCUACACUCUGCAGGAGAGGAAGGACGUAGAGAUCCAGCUGUACAGUCAGAACAAAAGAAAACAAUCAAGGCAAAGGAAUGAGCAAGAAUCAGAAAGAAGUGAAGAAAAUCCAGUCAGUUUAUCUGCAGAACUUGGAAAGACUAAACCAGGGGAUAAAGCCAGACAAGAAAAGUUGGAAACCAAAGGAAGGAGACUUUGCUGUGCAAACAGGGAUGGAAAAGCCACGACAGCCUCCCAUAACUGGAAAAGUAACCAAAAGCUCAGCACAUACACACAGAAUCAGCAGAGAUCUUACCUGCUCCAUCUGUUUGGAUCUUUUCAAGCAGCCGGUGUCCUUACCCUGUGAUCACACCUUCUGCCAGGGGUGCAUUGAGGGUUACUGGUCUGGUCCCCGGGGCCUUGGGCAGGGAGGCACAGGUUCUUGCCCUCAGUGUAGGAAGGUGUACCCCGGACCAAGCUACAGGCCAAACCGUAUCGUUGCCAACAUAGUGGAGAGCUACUGCAAGGGUCUGGAGGAGAGUGGCCCUGGACCCUGCCUGCAAGAUGUUGGGGUGACAGACAGGGCUCCUGCUCCGGUCCCACGCUGCAGCAGACACAGAGAGGAGCUGAAGCUUUACUGCGAGGAGGACCAGGAGCUGGUGUGUCUGGUGUGUGGUCUCUCCCAGGAGCACAGAAAUCAUACCAUGGUGUGUGUCCAGGAGGCUGAACAGAAGUACAGGGCAUCUCUGAACAGCACCAUGGAUUCCCUUAAAGCUGAGCUUAACACAGCGCUACAGUGUGACAGGGAAGCCGAGGACGAGGUCAAAAAGCUCAAGGAGCACACUGCUGACCUAAAGCAGCGCAUUGAGGCCCAGUUCAGCGACCUGCACCAGUUCCUGUACCAGGAGGAAAAGCUGCUGCAGGUGAAGCUGAAGACAGAGGAGCGAAGAGAGCUGAUCCGCCUGGACGAGCACAAGGCUCUGCUGUGUGUGGAGAUCUCUCGUCUACAGAGAGCUGUGCACGAGAUAGAGGAAAAGCUGAAGGAGCAGGACCCGUUCACUCUGCUCCGGAGCAUCAAAGUCCUCCUCCAGAGGCCUUCGCUGAAGUUUGAGAAACCUGCAUUUACACCGCCCAGUCUGUGCGAGGGUCGGUUUGCAGGGCCCCUGCAGUACAGAGUGUGGAAAUCCAUGAAAGGAAGCAUUUAUCCAGUGCCAGCAGCCAUCACAUUCAACUCCAGCACAGCCAACCCUUGGCUCAGCCUGACCUCCUCCCUGACCUGUGUUCGUUACCAGACCUUUAACCACACCGUGCAGGACAACCCCAACAGGUUCAAUGCUGCCCUGUCACUGCUGGGAAGCCAGGGCUUCACCCACGGACGUCACUACUGGGAGAUUGAAGUCUACAGCAGCACAGUGUGGACUGUGGGGGUGGCGCGAGAGUCCGUACCCAGAAAGGGAGUCAUCAAAGCCCUCCCGGCCAAUGGCUUCUGGACUCUGUCCCUCUCUUACGGGAUACAGUACAUGGCUGGCACUUCACCCCCGAAGGUCCUGUCCCUGGAGGAGCCACUGGCCAGGAUAGGGGUUUACCUAGACUACAAGAGGGGCCUGGUGUCCUUUUACAAUGCAGAGAGCAUGACACACCUGUACACCUUCAGGGAGACGUUUAAAGAAACGCUGUACCCUUAUUUCAACUUGGGCUUUCUGGAUAAAGUGCAUGAAAAUGAACCCCUCAAAGUUUUCUUACCAAAGAUUUAAAAAGCUGUGUCAAAAGUACAACAAAAGUGUAAAAGGUUACAAAAGCCAUGAAAAAAACAAGUGCACUUUCUAACAUAGGUAGACACAACAGUGGGCUUAUAAUUGUGAAAAGCACGAUAUGUUAGAAUCAGCUGUCCGUUAGAAACAGAUAAAUCUAAGUAGUAGGCCCUGUGGAAUUAUCUUGUAAACAAACAAAGGUUAUGUUCAUUAGCAAAAUUGUUUCUUCUUUCCUGCCUUUGCUGGCAUUGCAGCAUGUCAUCAGUAGACUGGAUCUACUGCCACACGUCAUCAUUUUGGAGAAGCUCAGCUUCAGUGAAGAAUGAUAAACUGUCUUGUUACCUGAGUGUUGAGAUCAACACGGUGCACUUUAAUGGUUACUUCAGUAAUUCAAUAAUCUUUCUUGUGCAUGUUACACUAAUACUUUCUAAAAAGUAUCUUUAUCACUAUAUACUGUGACUGUGAUAUGACAUCAUGCGUCAGAUGCUUAUAUGGUGUCAGAUCAUACUAACGUUUUAUUUGGUGCCUUCAAAGACUCUGGUAGAUUUUUGAUUGCAGAAUGAUUAUAAGACAUACAUAAUACAUAAUGGAUACUUUGUACUCAUGGUGACAGAUGCAUUGACUGUGACUGUUUACCUCAGCUGGUCUAAGGGCUGAUGCACGUUAAGUAGCACCCAGCAACACACAGAAUAACAUGUGCAACACUUUAAUAAAAACAUAUCUUGAAA